This is a messenger RNA of Lolium perenne, 1187 nucleotides long. RefSeq lists its product as uncharacterized. Gene Ontology annotation, biological process: regulation of gene expression. The record is from RefSeq and is a predicted model, not a curated record. Gene Ontology annotation, cellular component: nucleus. Gene Ontology annotation, molecular function: chromatin binding. Lineage: Eukaryota; Viridiplantae; Streptophyta; Magnoliopsida; Poales; Poaceae.
CUAAAACGCCGCGAAUCCUUUGGAAGUUGCCAACUGACUCCGAGAAACUCGCCCUGGCCUGGGCACAGCCCAUACCGAUCGCAACGCCAACCGCCGAGUUGAGAGCGAGAUCACAAACCAAUCUCCGCCAUGCCGUGCCCGGAGACGGAGCCCGGCGUCUCGUCGAUCGCUGGCUGCAGCGCCGCUGCCUCCGCAUCUAGCCCCCAGCGACGCCGCCACCGAUCACCUAGCCCCCUCCGAGGCCGUCUUCGCCGCCACAACGAAUAUGAGGACAAGGGUAUGAAGGGAUCCGGGCGCGAAUCGGAGGGUUCCAGGAGCGGCAGCAGGCACCGGCACCGCCGUAAGAAACAUGGGCGCAGCGGAGGCAGCAAGGUGAGGCAUCGCCAUCGCGAUGAGGACUCGGAGACCUCCUACGAUUCCGACGACUCGAGAGAAAGAAAGAGCAGGAAGAGAUCGAGGAGCCACCACAAAGUUUCAAGGAGGAAGAAGAACAAGGGGUCAGAUCGCAGCUCCCGUGGCAAUGCCAAGUCUGGCGAUGAGAUGGCUGAAUCCGUCGAGUUCAAGAAGAAUAAGAUGGACGCGCUGAAGCAUGCGCAGGUGCCCACGCCGGAGGACAACGCGGCGCCGCUCGUCGGGCCUCUCCCGCUGCCGCAGCCCCGCGUGGACGUGCAGGUCAACUACGGCGGCGCGCUCCGGCCGGGUGAGGGCGACGCCAUGGCGCAGUUCGUCCAGCAGGGGAAGCGCAUCCCGCGGCGCGGCGAGGUGGGCCUGUCCGCGGACGAGAUCCAGAGGUUCGAGGAUGCCGGGUACGUGAUGAGCGGGAGCAGGCACUCGAGGAUCAACGUCGUCCGCCUCCGGAAGGAGAACCAGGUGUACAGCGCCGAGGAGAAGCGCGCGCUCGCCACCUUCAACUACGAGCAGCGGGCGAUGCGGGAGAGCAAGGUCAGGGAGGAUCUCAGGCGCCUCGUGGACAGGACACUCGGCAAUCUCGCCGGCACGGAGCACGAUCCGUUCGCUGACAAGUAACGCGCGCGCGAUUUCAGUCUUGGUAUCCAAUCUGCAAUCCUGUUAUUUUUCCCGUAAUCUUUUCAUCGAGUUCGUUUAGCUGAUCACCUGUACGAAAAUGUUGAUACGUCUGCUACUUGAGGCUGUCUUUGCAAUAUGUCAUCUAUGCAUCCUUGUCUUAA